This is a messenger RNA of Cylicocyclus nassatus, 5011 nucleotides long. Lineage: Eukaryota; Metazoa; Nematoda; Chromadorea; Rhabditida; Strongylidae. The record is from the annotation of a GenBank genome assembly.
AUGAUCCCUAUAUAUAGAAUCCGAGCUACUCCACAGUCUUCGGAGCGUCCGAAAGACAUGGUAUGCGACUGCUUCCGGCAGUUAUGGUUGUUAACUUGUAAAAAUCUUAUAUUAACCGGCCGGAGCAAGAUAUGGACGCUAUUUGAACUGAUCCUGCCAAUACUCUUCACUCUUCCCGUAAUAAUCCUAAUUGUGAAGAAUGGAACGAUACAAUUGUCUCCGAGUAAAUCAUUUGAUGCUGUGCCCCUUGAUGGUGGAGCCGCUGAUGUGCCGCGUGCGGUCGGAUUCGUUCAAGCCAUAAGGACGCGAUGGUGUAACCGGAAUCAAGUCUAUCUGGCUUAUUAUGCUUCUGAGGCGGCGAGGAGAAAUGCUAAAGAGCUCAUGACGAAUGUUACGAAUCGCUACUCAACUACGGUUUUUGAAUUAACCUUGAAGGAGUUCGAGAGCGAAGAAACUUUACUUGAUGAACUCCGUAGAGAUGCGCCGAAUAGCACUUUGUAUGGGUGUUCCAUACACAAAUACGGAGGUGGCGUGAUUUUCGAUCGCAUAAAUGUUAGUGAGAAUGUCCUGGAUUACCGGAUUUUGAUCCCUACACCUUUGACCGAGGACCCGUGGAUGCUUGAUCAAGAGUGGAGCGAUCCAUUCGGAGCCGAUAAUGAUUUCAACAAAAUUCCCGGGAGACCACCGUACUGGUCGUCAGCGUUCUUAUCCUUGCAGUAUGCCAUUGACAGCACAUUCAUCGAGAGAGUAUCCACUGAAAUUACUCCACGGGAUGUGCGUUUGAGACGUAUGCCAGAUGCAGCAUAUAAUGUGAAUAGCAUUGCUGCAUUCCUCUCUAUCGCUUCUUACGUUUGGGGUCUUUGUGCGUUCGUGUUGGUAAUCCACACUGCCAGGGAGAUCGCAAGUGAGAGAAGCACUGUCAAGGAUUUUCUGUCCGUGAUGGGUUUAUCGACGCCUAUGUUCUACUUGUCUCAUGUGCUCUACGCUUCCGUAAAAUGCCUCUUCGUCUUGCUAGUAUGCUCAAUUCCUAUAGCUACGAUGCUAGGACCUGUGAACGUUGCGCUCUUUCUUUCUGUGAUCAUUCUGUAUGGAAUAUCAGCAGUGGUUUUUUCUGCGCUGAUAUCAUCGAUUUUCAGAGCACCCAAUACGGUUUUAAAAGUGAUCAUCAUCAUAUGGGUGAUACUCGUUGGAGCACCUCUCAAAGCUCCAAAAGUUGACAAAAUCUUCUACUGUACUCUCUGGUCGUUAAAUCCCAAUGCUGCCUUCUCUUAUGCUCUGAAGGGCAUUGCUGACUACAUGAAUAGAGGGAGAGUGUUGACAUGGUGGAAUAUCUUCGAGGAUGGAUCUUUUAAUUUCACUGUUGGAGCUGCUAUACUCAUGUUGCUAUUUGAUAUUGUGUGGAUGAGUGCGGCAACAUUGUUCUUCGAUUUCUUCUUGAGUGAUCAAGAUUUCACGCUGUUUAAGCUGCCUUUUGGUGGUAGUUAUCUUGGCUCAUCGGGAACGCGUUUGGAUGAUGUCGAGGGCAAUAAUGAAACUGAUGAAGGGUUAUUGCAGACUCGUGCUGGUAUUUCUGUAAAUCGUUUGAUCAAAGUUUGGUCAUCUACAGGAGAAAGAGCUGUAGAUGAGAUGUCGAUGGAUGCGUAUGUUGGGCAGGUUACUGUUUUGCUUGGCCAUAAUGGGGCUGGGAAGAGCACUACUUUUUCUGUUAUCUCUGGAAUAACUGCUCCAACUGCAGGAACAGUUUCCAUCUACGAUCUGGACAUCCGCAAACAGCGUAAUGCAUGCAGAAAACGAAUAGGCUUGUGUCCCCAAGCGAAUGCUCUCUUUGAUCGGUUAACCGUGGAUGAGCAUCUAUGGUUUAUCCAUGGCCUCAAAGGUGCAGCUGGCUCUUACAAAACCGAAGCCGACCAACUCUUAAGUCAGCUGAAGCUUGACGAGAAGUCUGAUACGUUGGCCAUGAAUUUGUCGGGAGGUCAAAAACGUAAGCUUUGCGUGUCGAUGGCAGUGAUUGGUGGCAGUCCGGUAGUGUUGCUGGACGAACCAACAGCUGGUAUGGAUCCGGGAGCUCGUCGAGACGUGGAGAGCUUGUUAGAGAGCAUAAAAGUUGAUCGAACAGUUUUGCUUACCACGCACUACAUGGACGAAGCUGAAUUGCUUGGCGAUCGAGUGGCCAUUAUGGCCAAGGGACGAGUGUACUGCUGUGGAACGCCUCAAUUUCUCAAGAAGAGGUUUGGUACUGGAUACGUAAUGACAGUCGUGAUACAAGAGAAAGCCAAUGCACAGGACACGGCUUCAAGAUUAACCGAAAUUGCAUCGCAGUACGUUCGCGGUGCCUCAAGGGGGAAUGUGCACGGAAAGCAAUUUGAGAUAAUACUGCCGAAGGAACAGCAGCACAAUUUCCCCGAGUUGUUUGAGUAUCUCGAAAAAUCCAGAGAUGCGCUGCAUAUUAGCAGUUUUGGAUUGUCGUUGAACACUUUAGAGCAGGUAUUUCUCAAAGUAGCUGAGCAGACUGAUCCAACCGCUAUGAUUGAUUUUGUCGAUGCCACCAUAAGUCGUAGUGAAGAACUGAUCCAAGCCCAAAGAGUGGAACGCCACGAAGGAUGUGCCCUUUUAUGUGACCAGGUGGAGGCUCUGUUCACCAAGAGGUUGUUAUACACCAUCAGAAAUUGGCCACAUCUGAUCACACAGCUUCUUAUACCACUUGGCAUACUAUUGCUAAUUGCGUAUAUAUCGGGAUGGACGAGAAAAUUGAAUGGUGAUCAAGAAAGGGCAUUCUCGCUGGAUUCGUUUGGACCUUCCCGAAUACCAGUGGUAAUUGCUCAGAAUUCUACAAUCGCGAAUGUAUACAUGAAUAUGGCCAUAUCGAACCCGGAUGCAAUGGUCACCCAGUUUGGUGCAAAUGAUAACUUGACGAAAUGGAUUGAAGAUCUACCAAAACAGUUACCAGCCCCAGGACUGGGUGCUAUAUUUGAGAAAAAUUCGAUAGAAGUGUUGUUCAAUAGCCGAGCUUAUCAUUCCUUGCCUAGCUCAUUGAAUUUGGUGGACAAUGCAUUGUUGAAAGCUGAAGGAUCUGGAGCAAGUAGUGCAGCAAUACACACUCGGCUACAUGCUUAUACUCCCCCUGCAACUGCUGCAACGAGCUCACGAUAUGUUACCGUGGGAUUCGUGGACUCAGUCAUGGGACCCAUAUUAGUGUUGGCGUUGGCUUUGCUUACGUCAACUUUCGUGAUGUUUUUGGUCGAGGAACGAGUGAGCAAAUUCGCCCAUCAGCAAACCCUGACGGGUAUUUCGCCUGUCACAUUCUGGGUGGUCUCUUUUGUAUACGACUUUUUGCUUUAUGCUUUUGCUUGUACUUGUUUCCUAUCAGUAUUUCUGUUUUCUGGUUGGAUGCAGGGUUAUUUACAAUUUAUCAUUCUUCUCUUCGCUCUGUACUUCUGGGCUUGUGUUCCGUUCGUCUAUACAGUGUCCUUCGUAUUCUCAUCACCAUCAAAAGCAAAUGUGCUGUUGAUUAUCUGGCAGCUGGUUGCAGCUUUCGCAGCUAUGCUGGUUCUGUUCUUGUUGAGUUUCCAAGAAACCAUUGAUCGGUCUUUGCUUGAAGUUAUCAGAUCGAUACUGCUUUGCUUCCUUCCUUCUUUUGCUAUUGGAAACGCUGUGAUGACCGUCGGACAGUCUUCAUCGGAGAAACUUCCGCCACAUCUUUUAUGGGAGUGGAGUAUGUUAGGCAAAAACUUGACAUUCAUGUUUAUAUUCGGAUGCUUCUCCUCCUUACUGUUCGUGUUGUUCCAAUUCAAAACUGUGAGGUUCCGGUGGCAUCAGAUAUGGGAUUUGCGAUAUGGACGAAGGAACUAUGGAAGAGUUGCCCAUGAUGAGGAAGAUUCUGCAGUAAGAGAAGAACGAACGUAUGUAAAUGAAUCUGGCGAUGACAUGGCUUUAGAAGUCAAGGAUUUGUGCAAAAUGUAUGGAAGAUUACGAGCUGUCGACGGACUCACUAUGGGAGUGCGAAGUCGAGAGUGUUUUGGUCUCUUGGGAGUGAAUGGUGCUGGAAAGACUACAACGUUUGACAUCCUCACUGGACAGUCAUUUGCGACAGCUGGAACAGCUCGUAUAGACAAGCGAGACGUGACAGAGCAAAUUCCCAUUGGUUAUUGUCCACAAUUUGACGCUUUGAUGUUGGAUUUGACCGGCAGAGAAAGCUUGGAGAUACUAGCGCGAAUGCACGGCUUCCCGGAGCCAAAGGAGUUAGCUGAAUUGGUGCUUCACUCUGUAGGAAUGGUAGAUCAUGCGGACAAGCUGAUCCGUUACUACAGUGGAGGGCAACGGCGGAAAAUCAGUGUGGGCCUCGCCUUGCUAGCCCCCACGAGAAUAAUAAUAUUGGAUGAGCCCACAGCAGGCAUCGAUCCGAAGGCACGUCGUGAAAUUUGGGAAGUGUUGUCGAUGAUGCGCGAUAGCUCGGAAUCAGCUCUACUGCUUACUUCGCAUAGUAUGGACGAAUGUGAAGCCUUAUGCAGUCGAAUAGCCAUUUUACAAAAAGGCCGGAUGAUUGCGAUAGGAACGAGUCAGCAGCUGAAAUCAAGAUUUGGCAACAGUUUCACCAUCUCGAUGGUUGCACCAAAUUUAGAAUCUCGUAGUGACGUCAUCGAAGGAGUCAGAAGGGCGUUCCCUCGUGCCGUUUUGAAAACACCGAAGGAGAGCUUAACCUUAAGUUUGAAGUGGCAAAUACCCAAGAGUCAAACAGAUCGGUGGUCAUCGUUGUUCCGCGAAGUUCAAUCAUUAGCCGCUUCACUAGGAGUGGUGGAUUUCUGCGUAACGCAAUCUUCAUUGGAGGAAACGUUUUUGCGGCUGUCCUUGGAGAAUGAUGACAAUGAAUCCACUAUAAGUACAUCAAGGUGGUGAUUGCAAAUCCGUUCCGGGUUCACUCUAUGUCUUUCUGUUUCCAAGUGUGUAUAGUUUUUAUGUGAAUUUUUUUACUUUUCCAACCUUUUAUCAUUUCCAUUCUGAACUAACAUGGCUG